AUGGAGAAAAUUGUAGCAGAAGAGGGAGGAGAGACUGAAAAUGAAAUUGCAUUCAACAGCUUGAGGAGAAUUUGUGAAAAUUUGAAGCAGCUUGAGGAGCUUGAAAUUGUGUCUUGUGGUGUUGAGGAAAUUGUUGCGAAUGAAGAUGGGUAUACUCUAGAGUGUCCUUCAUUGAAGAUAUUAAAUGUUGGUCAAUGUGAAUCAUUGCAAAUAUUUGCAUUUGGCCAAUUGGAUUCCCAUCUGCUUAGAGGGGAUUAUGUUGAUUUGCGGAGCAUACAAAUACUUCGUUUGCAAUAUUUCCAAGAAACUCCAAUUUAUUUUCCGAAUGAUUUGAUUGAAAAGUUCUCAGCUACAGCAACAUUCCAGGUGUGUUGUAGUUCUUUUGAAACACUCUUUCCUUCAGAAGUAACUGGUCAUUGUAGUACUGAAAGCCCCACCCAAAUUAAAAAACUCAGGCCAUUUCAAUUGGAGAAGCUUGAGCAUCUAUGGAAUGAUGAUUCAGUGUCACAUCCCCUAGCUCAAAAUCUUCAAUAUCUCUCCAUACAGGAAUGUUCUAGGUUAACAAGAUUGGCACCACCUUCAACAUCUUUCAUAACAUCUUUCAUAAAUUUAACUACCUUGGAAGUGAAUGAAUGCAAUGGGUUGAUGUACUUCAUGACAACUUUCACUGCUAAAAGUCUUGUCCACCUCACGAACUUGACAAUUAGCAAUUGUGGAAUGCUAGAGGAAGUUGCAUUCAUAUUCCCAUCUUUGGUGGCAUUAAAAGUGGCAGGAUGCCACAAAAUGCAAAACUUUUCAUCUGGAGUCAUUGUAGCCCCAUUCUUGAAAUUAGUGGAAGUGGACAAUGGAAAAAAACGUUGGAAAGAGGACCUUAACACUACUGUCAAGAAGUUUUUCAUAGACAAGGCUGUUCGAGAAUGGAAAGAAGGGAACUGCUUGGAAUCUUCAACUAAUACUACAAAUAGUAGUCAAGCACGUGAAAGGACUGUGAGUGCUACUGAAGCAUUGAGCUCCGAAAAGAAAGUAGGUAUACCAAAGCCUAAUCACAUUGCAGAUCACGAGAAGCUAGAAAUAAACAAGCUUCCAAGCCUAUCUCGUGGCAAAGAACAGAAGGAGAAAUCCUGGUUAGGUAUUGAGAGGCCUCAGGCUCAGGUUACUCAAAAUGGCUCUAGCUCUUCUACAAUUCAAGAUGCAGCUAUAGGAACUCAAGGGAUGCAUGAGACCAUUGAGGGGCCAUUGGUUGAAUCUACUCAAAACACACUUAGUCUUCCCACAAUCCAUGAUGCAGAAUCACAUGACUCAAGAACUCGUCGUAGGGAGAAUUUGUUCAACCAACCCCUAACCUUUGUGACUGGCAACAAGAAAGAAACCAUUGGAACUCGAGAGAUACAUGACACCAUUGACAAACUCUUGAUUCAAACUGGCCAAGGUGCAAAGAUCCUUGCCACAGAACAAAACAAAGAAAUUGAACCAUCGCCUUCACAAGCUCCUCAACCAAUGACUUCAUCAGCAUUAGCAUUGAAUGCUUACAGCAAUUACAAGGGGAUGAUUGACAUUUCCGAAAAGAACAUGCUAUAUUUGGAGGCUAGGGUAAAGCGCCAUCCUCGAGUGCUCAAUUGGCUCAACACAAAGCGACGAAGAGUGUUUGCUUCCUCCUUCUUUUCCCUAUUUUCUGAGGCGACUCGUAUUUUGAGGACCACUCAAAGAGGACACUUGAUGGAAGAUGAUUGAAACUACAUUAGAGAGUGUUGCACUGCCUUACAAGGGGUUGGCUUUGAUGAUUCCUGGAUCAGUUACGUGCAUGGCUGCAUUGAGGAAUGCGUUGAUGGAGAAGACCUCAAGAGGAAGGCUGAGGAUGCUGAAGGUCAGGCUUCAAAUCUGAAAGCUCAGCUUGAGUCCAUCAAGAAGGAGUUAGCUUCUGUGGAAGAAUCCUUAGUGUUGUUGCGUGAAAAGGCUAGUAGGCUGCAUGACUUCAUCGAAUCUUGAAAUGACUUCAUCGAAUCUUGAAAUUUUGUGAACUCUGCUGGAGAUAUACUCCCUCCGGUCCCAUUUAUAAGUCCCAUUUUAGAAGGUGCAUUUGGUUCCAUUUAUAAGUCAUGGUGCGUCUUUUUAGGUAAUAUUUGAGAGGUAUUUCCAAAAUUACCCUUCAUGAGAGAGAAAAAGUAACAGGACAUUACUUUUUAGAUUUAUUAUAUAGGGACAUGUUUGGAAUUUUACUUACUUUUAUUCCUUAUACUUUUAUUGUAUUGGUAUUGAUGAGGUUGGUAGAAAUGACUUAUAAAUAGGAUCGAAGGAGUACUUGCUUUGAUAUUUUCAUUUCAAGUACUGUAUAUAUUUACUUUUGUGCGGGUUGAUUUGU
Prosopis cineraria is the source of this 2359-nucleotide messenger RNA. RefSeq lists its product as uncharacterized. The record is from RefSeq and is a predicted model, not a curated record. The transcript has 10 exons. Lineage: Eukaryota; Viridiplantae; Streptophyta; Magnoliopsida; Fabales; Fabaceae. The coding region runs from base 1 to 1731 and encodes 576 amino acids.